AUGGCGGAGCAACUCAUUUGUUCAUCACCAGAGUUUCACCGAUGGGGUGUCUCCCUGGCUACCCGACAUUGUUCCGAAACAAAGACCAGAUGCAUUAUGAUUCAACCAAUUGCCAAAGGACUCAACACCUUCACAAUGCUCCGCAACAAUCAUCUCCAACAAGCACUGAUGGAGCUAAGGCUGGAGUUUCCUCAUGUUCAAAUCGUUUAUGGUGACUACUACAUGGCGUUCAUGGCUCUACUUCAGAAUCGUGUGCUUUUGGGGUUCAGGAAGGAAACACAGAUGAAGGCUUGCUGUGGAUUCGGGGGUCCCUACAAUUUUCAUCCGGCAAUGAUGUGCGGAAAUCAAGGCAUUAAAGUGUGCUUGAAUCCCAUAGAGUACAUACAUUGGGAUGGGUUUCAUCUUAUUCAAGAGGCAUUGAAGCACAUAGAGGAAGUGUUCAUGUCUGGAAGAGGUUACAUGUAUCCAGAGUUCAAGUUUCAAGAGGUAAUGCAUUGCAAAAUGUAG
Molecule: messenger RNA, 507 nt
Organism: Rhododendron vialii
Lineage: Eukaryota; Viridiplantae; Streptophyta; Magnoliopsida; Ericales; Ericaceae
Product: acetylajmalan esterase-like
Exons: 1
Coding region: 1-507 (168 amino acids)
Molecular function (GO): hydrolase activity, acting on ester bonds
Source: RefSeq, a predicted model, not a curated record